GUGGAGGGGGUAGGACGGAAGAAAAAUGGCUGACCUGGAGUUCGAGCAGUUCGGCCAGAAAUUCGAGAAAAGCUAUCAGAAAUGUUCCACCACUAGUUCACCAUUUUAUUCAUUAGUUCACUUGGAUGACGACUCUCCUGGCACAACCCCUUCUCCAGAACACGAGCUCAAUGACUGUGAUAUAUCCAUUCCAGAGGCGCAUUCUAGCUUACCGGAGAAACAUGGACCUCAAUCGUUAAAAGAAGACCGAAGCAAAUCGGCUGACAGUUUCGGCAGAGGAGCACCCACCCCACCAUGGACUGGUGAAAGACGUCGACGAAAAUUACCAGAAAUACCAAAAAACAAAAAGUCUGCCCUAGUCACAAUGUACAACGCUCAACAGCAACUGUCACGAGAAAUGUCACUGGCAGAAGAAAUGGGUGGGGCCAGCAGCGGACCCAGCUCUCUGCUAGUGCUAAAAUGUGGAUAUUUAUGGGACGACUCACCAGAAUCAGACAGGUUACUUACUGAUGCAGAUAGCGGUCACUCGACUGCCCAUUCCCCAACUGGUACCGAUGGACCUAAAUCUAUGUCUCCUUUGAUGGGAAGCAGCCCUUCCAUGGUCGGAGGGAUGAUGUAUAACGAUGUAGAGAUGUUAGAAGCAAGCCACAGGGCUUUACAUAAAUUUUUACCACGACACGAAGACGAAAUAGAACUUGAAAUAGGCGAUCCUGUAUAUGUUCAGAAAGAAGCAGAUGAUUUGUGGUGUGAAGGUGUCAAUUUGAGAACCGGCAGAAUGGGCAUCUUUCCUUCGGCAUAUACGGUCGAUUGCGACUAUAGCGAAUGGGAUUCUUCCACUGAACAUGGUAGAAGAGAAAGAUAUAUCUUAGGUUAUAUAGGCUCAGUAGAGACCCUAGCCCAUAAGGGCACUUCCGUAGUGUGCCAAGCAGUCAGACGAGUCAUCGGUAAUACAGGGGCGGAACCAGAAGUCCAACCCUGUACUUUAGAGGUUUCCGAUCAGGGCCUGAGGAUGGUAGAUAGGAGAAAACGAAACCAAAGCGAACCCUGCAUAGAUUACUUCUAUUCCUUGAAAAAUGUCAGUUUUUGUGCUUUCCACCCUAGAGACCACCGAUAUUUGGGCUUUAUCACCAAGCAUCCGACACUUCAAAGGUUCGCCUGUCACGUAUUUAAGGGCCAGGAUUCUACAAGACCAGUGGCGGAAGCUGUUGGAAGAGCUUUUCAAAGAUUUUACCAGAAAUUCAUAGAGACUGCUUACCCCGUAGAAGAUAUCUACAUAGAAUAAAUAUCUCUAAGAUAGAAUAGUAUGAAUAAGAUAAGAAGAUGUAAGAGAAAGCAGCCAAAUGCAUGGAAAAAUCUAAUUUAUAAUAAAUAUUCUCUUUUGAUCGGAUUUCUUUAAAGAAAAAAAGAAAAAUAUAGUCAGAAUAUUUUGAUACAGUUUUUAUUUUUGGGUACACAUAUAUUUGGCUAUUUUCUCUCAAUGAUAAAUAAGGCCUUAAGUAAUAAGAAGAAGAUAUAAGACGUUGAUCUAUAGUUUGUCUAGCGAGAGAAUAAUUAUCUUUUCGACAAACGGAAUCCAAAAUAUUAUACAGAUCUUACGAGAGCUAGCAACGUCGGAAAAACAAGUAUUUUAAGACGUCUGGCUCUUUGAUAUAUCUUUUACUAUGCUCUCUAGAACAGCAUGCGGCCCGUCUG
Molecule: messenger RNA, 1692 nt
Organism: Sitophilus oryzae (rice weevil)
Lineage: Eukaryota; Metazoa; Arthropoda; Insecta; Coleoptera; Curculionidae
Gene: Aplip1
Product: JNK-interacting protein 1
Exons: 10
Coding region: 26-1282 (418 amino acids)
Biological process (GO): regulation of JNK cascade
Cellular component (GO): cytoplasm
Molecular function (GO): protein binding
Source: RefSeq, a predicted model, not a curated record